AUGGCAUUUUCUUAUCUGUGCGCUCUGUUCCUGAUUGUCCUGUGUGGAGUGUGUGGUGAUUCAGAUGAAGUGAAGUCAGUGUCAGUGCUGGAGGGAGAUUCUGUCACUCUAAACACUGAUGUUAAAGUACAGGGAGAUGAUCACAUACUGUGGAGGUUUGGACCUCAAGAGAGUCGAAUAGCUGAAAUCCAUAGACAGAACAUUUAUAUAGAUGCCACUUAUACAAUAUUUGAGAAAAGACUCCAGAUGGACAAUCAAACUGGAUCUCUGACCAUCAGAAACAUCAGAACUGAACACUCUGGACUUUAUAAACUACAGAUCGUCAGCAACAGAGGAACUUCAAACAAGAGAUUCAAUGUUUCUGUCUAUGCUCUUCUUCCUGUUCCUGUCAUCACCAGAGACUGUUCUCAUUGUUCAUCAUCAGAAACAUCAUCAAACAAGAAUUGUUCACUGCUGUGUUCAGCUGUGAAUGUGAGUGCUGUGACUCUCUCCUGGUACAAAGGAAGCAGUUUAUUGUCCAACAUCAGUGUGUCUGAUCUCAGCAUCAGUCUCUCUCUACCUCUGGAGGUUGAGUGUCUGGAUGAUUCCUACAGUUGUGUUGUGGCUUAUUCAUUCACUAACCGAACUACACACCUCAACAUCACUGAUCUCUGUCAGCCAUGUUCAGAUGGUCAGUCUGAGUCUGUCAAACAUCUAAUGAUUGCUGUUAUAACUCUGCUGCUGCUGCUGCUAGUGAUCUCAGCUUCAGCUGUGAUGAUGUUCAAUCGCAGGAGACGCAAACAAUCAGCACAAGAAACUCGGACUACUGUGGAAGAAGUGGAUUAUACUGAUGCAAUAAUUACUACAAACAGAGCUCAAGAUUCGGAGACUAAUGGACAGAAUCAGACAGAGUAUUCAGAGGUGUCUUUCAGAUGAUUAUCAUUCAGACUGUAUUAUUAUACAGCUGAUCUUAUUACAGGCCAGAGCAUGUUGGAGCAUUUGUCCGUAUGUAUCAAAGCUUCAAGUCUCAAAGUUGAACUGCAAAUCUACUGGUUGUGGCAUAGUUUACUACAAAUAAUACAAGUACUUGAUGAAGAGAAUUUAAUCUUUAACAAGAAAGAAAGACCAGAAUUCCAGAGUAUUCACAACAGGCAAACUUUCACUUUAACUAAUGAGACGCUCCGUUAAUUUCUGAUAUCAAUCUUGUCUGCAGCUGCACAGCUUCAUACCUUACACACUAUAAUCAUGUCUAGACUUGAGUUUAGCUGGUUUGUGUAGUAUUAUUUUCACACCCAUCCACAUGAUUA
Cyprinus carpio (common carp) is the source of this 1286-nucleotide messenger RNA. RefSeq lists its product as uncharacterized. The record is from RefSeq and is a predicted model, not a curated record. The transcript is spliced from 6 exons. NCBI's taxonomy places the organism in Eukaryota, Metazoa, Chordata, Actinopteri, Cypriniformes, Cyprinidae. Bases 1 to 915 code for a protein of 304 amino acids.